AUGACGGUCCAGCUCGAUAUCGACAUUAGGUUCAUCGAGGUCGACACACACUUCUUCCUCAACGAUCUCACUGCGGCAACCUUCACGUUUGGUAACUACGGCACGUACAAUUGGGGGCCGGAGGUGUUGGGCUGCUUCCCGUCGAUCUCCGGUAUUAAAGUGUCCGAGCAGCCGCUGACAAAAGAUUCCAUGGACGAGAUCAAGGCGUAUCUGAACGCGCACCCGACGGAGAUCGUAGUGGUGUAUUUGGAAACUGGUGCGGAUAUCCAGCAAUCGGACAAGUUCGACGCCAUCGACACGAUGUUCACCGAUACAUUUGGAGACUUGCUAGUUCCAGUGAUGGCGCUCGACGCCCUGGCCAAGGGCAUGUGGGCAGGCGGUGGCCUCAACGAGUCUAACGGGGGGUUGCAUACAGUCUGUACGACAUGUGCAUGGCCAAGAAGCAGCUGA
Phytophthora infestans T30-4 is the source of this 450-nucleotide messenger RNA. RefSeq lists its product as uncharacterized. The coding region runs from base 1 to 450 and encodes 149 amino acids. Gene Ontology annotation, biological process: lipid metabolic process. The transcript has 3 exons. The record is from RefSeq and is a predicted model, not a curated record. Gene Ontology annotation, molecular function: phosphoric diester hydrolase activity. NCBI's taxonomy places the organism in Eukaryota, Oomycota, Peronosporomycetes, Peronosporales, Peronosporaceae.